Molecule: messenger RNA, 1974 nt
Organism: Coniosporium apollinis CBS 100218
Lineage: Eukaryota; Fungi; Ascomycota; Dothideomycetes
Exons: 2
Coding region: 1-1974 (657 amino acids)
Source: RefSeq, a predicted model, not a curated record
AUGGUCAAACUCCACCUUGUUACUGGUUUUCUAAGCCUCCUUUGGCUCACGCUGGGACUCGCCUCACCCACUCCAGACCUGAUCGAUCCAACAUCUGGCAAAAUUGCCGCCCGGAACACGCAGCUCCAACCCCGUGCUAUCCCCGCCUGGGAGUUUUACUACAACUACGACUCAGCAGCCCACCAGUCCAAAGCCACGGCCCUAACGAACCAAGGCUAUCGCCCAAUCUCCCUCAGCGUCUAUGGCGCGAACACAAAUCCCCGCUACGCUGCGGUGUGGGUCCAGCGAUCCGGCCCCGCUUGGCAAGCAACUCAUGGUCUCACUGCCGCUGCAUACCAGACCUGGUUCGACAGAUGGCGCGUUCAGGGGUAUGCCUCUACAAUCGUCAGUGUCACCGGCCCUCGUAACAACCCGGUCUACGCUGGGGUGAUGGAACAAAUCAGUGGAGUGAGCUGGUGGCAAAAGUGUGACAUGAACCUCCAGCAAUUCAACGACGCGUAUAACCAGGCCUAUGCGGAAACGAAAGUCUUGAAGUCAUUUAGGGAGUACGGUGUACCGACAGACCGCCGCUUCUGUGCCGUAUAUCAUUCGAACCCGCAGGUCAAUCACUGGGACUGGCGGCCUUCACAGACCCCUGCGGACUAUCAAGCCACGGUGAACGCCUUCGUGCAGAACCAGUACUGGAGACCUGCUGCCGUCUCCGUAUCCGAGGAUCAUCAGAUCACGUCGCUCUUCAUGGACACUAGUGUGGGUACCUGGGCCGCCCGACACGGUCUCACAGCCGCCCAGCUGCAGGCUGAGUACGAGACCCACAAAGCCAACGGACUAUAUAUCAUUAACCUCAGCGGUGGGGGCGUGGGCGCCAACGCGCGCUUCACAGCCAUCUUCGCCCAGCAAGACGUUCCCUCAGCUCGCGCCUGGACCGCAACGGGCACGACCACGGGCUUCAAGAACAACGCCGCAUCAAUGGCAACCGUCGACGGGAUCAUGAAGACCUUCAUGCAGACCAACGGCGUCCGUCAAGCCCAGAUCUCCAUCGGCAGGAACGGCGCCGCCCUGCUGCAACGCGCCUACACCUGGGCGGAGCCAGGCCGACACAUCACACAGCCCGCCGACGCAUUCCUCCUCGCGAGCGUCAGCAAGGCGUUCGUGGUCGCAGCCGUGCAGUCUAUGUUCAACAGCGGCCGGCUCACCCCAGGCACAAAAGUGUAUCCGCGUCUCGGCUACACGAACCCGCGCGACGCGCGGGUCGCUAACAUCACAGUGCAGCAGCUGCUCGACCACACCGGAGGCUACGACCGGGUGCUCAGCGGCGAGACCGUCUUCAUGAUGCGGCAGAUCGCCCUUGAGCAGGGCACGGGCGGGGCCCCGGCGACCAUGAAGACGGUCGUCGAUUGGGCGUUCAAGCGGACUCUGGACUUUGAUCCCGGCGCAAGGAGCCAGUACUCUAAUUACGGGUACCUCUUGCUUGCGUACCUUGUCCAGCAUGUUAGCGGGCAGAGCUACUACGACUACCUCCGCUCCACCAUACUGACGCCGAACGCGCUGGACGUCCGGCAGUGGGCUACGGCUGCCUCGGCGCACAGAGGCGACGGCAUCGUCCAGGAGGCGCGGGGCGUGUGGCUGAACGCGCAGACGCCGCUGUCGAACGUCGAGGUCCCAUGGGUGUACGGCGGCGACGGUAUGGUCAAAGAAGCCGCAGUCGGUCCCUCGAGUCUCUCGGCCAGUGCAUCCACGGUCAUGCGCUUCGUCAGCAGGUUCGGUGCAACAGGCAACGGCCCGCGCGCCGUCAGCUGGCGCGACGGCAAGAUGAACGGCGUCAGGACGUGGGCGCAGGCUCGCGCCGAUAAUGUCGACUGGGCGCUUAACCUCAACACGAUGGAGUUCUCGACAGGGGUUGAGAGUAACGAGCUGUUUAACAGGCUGUGCCAGGUCGAUAUCACUAACUUCCUGAACACGAGUCCGGUUGCUUAG